Molecule: messenger RNA, 1691 nt
Organism: Mercurialis annua (annual mercury)
Lineage: Eukaryota; Viridiplantae; Streptophyta; Magnoliopsida; Malpighiales; Euphorbiaceae
Product: protein HEAT STRESS TOLERANT DWD 1
Exons: 12
Coding region: 64-1497 (477 amino acids)
Molecular function (GO): protein binding
Source: RefSeq, a predicted model, not a curated record
AAAUUGCUAAAACCCUAGCAGCAUCAUCAUCAGCAGCUCUUACACCAAACACAAACAAGAAAAAUGGUUCGCAGCAUUAAGAAUCCUAAGAAAGCCAAGAGAAAGAACAAGGGUUCAAACAAGGGAGAUGGAUCAUCUUCUUCGUCAAUUCCAACAAUGCCCACAAAGGUGUGGCAACCAGGAGUUGACAAGCUCGAAGAAGGCGAGGAGCUUGCGUGUGACCCAUCUGCUUACAACUCUCUUCAUGGCUUUAACAUUGGCUGGCCCUGCUUGAGUUUUGAUAUAGCGCGUGAUAAAUUGGGCUUGCUUCGAACAGAAUUUCCCCACACAGUGUACUUCGUCGCUGGCACUCAGGCGGAUAAAGCUUCUUCUAACACAAUAGGAAUAUUUAAAAUAUCUAAUAUUUCUGGUAAAAGGCGAGAAUUGGUACCAACCAAAACUACAAAUGGUGACUCUGAAAUGGAUACUGAUAGCAGCGAUAGUGAUGAAGACAGUGAAGAUGAGGAAGAUGGUGGAUCUAAGUCGCUGGUUUUGCAGAUACGUAAUGUAGCGCAUGAAGGAUGUGUGAAUCGUAUACGUUCAAUGCCACAAAAUCCCCAUAUAUCUGCUUCUUGGUCUGAUACUGGUCAUGUUCAGAUAUGGGAUUUUAGCUCCCAUCUGAAUUCUUUAGCUGAGUCAGAAACAGGGCACCAGGGAGUCCCUGCAGCUAUUAAUCAAGCUCCCUUGGUCAAGUUUGGAGGACACAAAGAUGAAGGUUAUGCAAUUGAUUGGAGUCCUCGUGUCACUGGAAGGCUGGUAUCUGGUGACUGCAAGAAUUGUAUUCACUUAUGGGAGCCAUCUGAUGCAACAUGGAAUGUUGGUGCGGCCCCAUAUGUGGGACAUGAUGCUAGUGUGGAAGAUCUACAAUGGAGUCCUACUGAGGCUGAUGUGUUUGCCUCUUGCUCUGUGGAUGGAAAAAUUGCAAUAUGGGAUAUCCGCAUGGGAAAGACUCCUGUAAUUUCUUUCAAGGCACAUAAUGCCGAUGUGAAUGUUAUUUCAUGGAAUAGGUUGGCUAGCGUUAUGCUGGCAUCUGGAAGCGACGAUGGGACAUUUUCUAUUCAUGAUCUUCGAUUAAUAUCUCAAGACCAGAAAGAAGAUAAACCUUUGGUAGCACACUUUGAAUAUCAUAAACAUCCGAUCACAUCUAUUGAAUGGAGUCCGCAUGAAGCUUCUGUAUUGGCCGUUUCAUCAGCUGACAAUCAGCUAACAAUAUGGGAUCUUUCGUUAGAGAAGGACGAGGAAGAAGAAGCAGAGUUUAAAGCUAAAACAAAUGAGAUAGUAAAUGCCCCAACUGAUUUGCCUCCGCAACUUCUGUUUGUUCAUCAGGGGCAACAGGAUUUGAAGGAACUUCAUUGGCACGAUCAGAUUCCAGGUAUGAUUGUGUCUACUGCAGCGGAUGGUUUCAAUAUUUUGAUGCCUUCAAACAUUCAGAGCACGCUUCCAUCAGAAGGUGCUUGAGAUUUGAAUUCAGCCGACGGAAAUUUUGCUUCAUUGCGGCAGGCCUACUGUAUAAUUGCAGAAAUUAGUUUUGAUUAUAUCAGCUUCUAGUUUGAUACAAAUGAUCAAUUUUGAAUAUAUGCACUUUUGCGAGAGAUUAUAUAAUGAUUUCUACAGAUAGUAUUAGCUUCAGUUUUAUAAUCUUUUUUCUUUUA